Ornithodoros turicata is the source of this 2772-nucleotide messenger RNA. It is a transcript of the gene RhoGAP93B, whose product is annotated as rho GTPase-activating protein 39-like. NCBI's taxonomy places the organism in Eukaryota, Metazoa, Arthropoda, Arachnida, Ixodida, Argasidae. Gene Ontology annotation, biological process: signal transduction. Bases 120 to 2258 code for a protein of 712 amino acids. The record is from RefSeq and is a predicted model, not a curated record. The transcript is spliced from 10 exons. Gene Ontology annotation, cellular component: cytoplasm; cytoskeleton. Gene Ontology annotation, molecular function: protein binding; GTPase activator activity.
CCGCGUAAACUCGUUCAAGAUGGCGAGCUUUGAGCGGUUGGCGAUCUCGGUCAUGGUUGAAAUUGUUAAGUUAUAAUUGUUUACAGGUGGUUUUGCGUGUGAAACAUCGUUUUUGCACCAUGGAUUCGGAAAGGACGGAAUGGGUCGAAAUAAUUGAGCCCAGAACAAAAGAACACAUGUACGCAAACUUGACAACCGGUGAAUGUGUUUGGGACCCUCCACCCGGAGUUAAAAUAAAGCUAACGGAUGACAGCCAGUGGUGGGAACUGUUCGACCAGAAUACUUCGAGAUUUUACUACUACAAUGCAUCCAGUCAGGUCACCGUGUGGCACAGGCCAAAGAACUGCGAUAUCAUACCACUGGCCAAGCUUCAGACGUUAAAACAGAGUACGGAACUGGAAGAGGGUGAGGAGGUCAGUGGUUCUCAGGAGAUCUCCGUUAGGAAAGAGUCCGUGGGUACUCAGACGAGAGUGAGGGAAGACAUGUCUCCGAAGAUUCGACCCCAGAUGUGCACGGUGUCGACUCAGACAAGUCCAGUUGUGUCGCCAAAGGACCACCGCAAGCAUCAUCACCGGAAGUGCGGAUCUUCUCCGACGCCCCUCUACAACAACCUGGAGAGCGGGGGUGGCUUGUGGGACUUUGGAACGCAGCUUCCGUUGCAUCACUACAUUAUGGAGCAGGCCAAGCUCUUGGGAUACAGGCUGGAUCUACUCGACGACAGGGAUUCUUUGUCGCCUAGCGAUUCGGAAGACAACUCCGACGGCAGGGGUGACGACGACGAGGAAGACUUUGCGGAUGAUGAAGCCAUGAGUCAUCCGGACUCCUCUUCUCAGGAGUGUCUCGCGGAAGAUGAAGAGGACGAAGAGGAGGAGGAAGAUACUUAUUGUGAGGGAAGGAAACUGUCAGGAGAAAGUGAUGCAGGCAGCUGGUUUUCCAACUCCCCUUCCCAGCAGCCCUGUGUUCAGCACACGUCGUUACGGAAAUACAGCCGUAACAGUGAGCCUAUUGCGGCCCUCGAGAAGUCACAGUCAUUCCAGGCAUCUGGGAACAACAUGGUCACGAGGCCCCUGUCGAGCGACCGCAAGCCUCCCUCGGAGAGCGACAUUGUGCAGUAUGCCCAGGACAACAUAAACCGACACAAGCGAGGAAUCUUCCGGAAGAAGUUCUCCCUGCGGGACAUGCUGUCCUGGUCCAAGGAUCCCAUCAGGAAGCCCAUGAUUAUGACCACGGACAAGUCGCUCAAACAAGAUGCCUGCGAUCUCUUCAAACUCAUUCAGGCUUACAUGGGAGACCGCAAGUCCAAGGCCACAUUCAACGCCGUUGCUCUCGAUAUUGCAACCCGUGGAUGGAGCAAGCAGGCCAUCCGCGAUGAGCUCUACAUCCAGAUCUGCCGUCAAACGACAGAAAAUCCGCGUCAGGAAAGCCUCGUCCUGGGCUGGGAACUCAUGGCCGUCUGCUUGGGCCUGUUCCCGCCGUCUGCUACUUUUAAACCGUACCUAGAGAGCUACAUACAGCGACACCGAGACCCAAGUAGCCCAGUCGCCGCUUACGCUGCUGCCUGCGCGCAACGGUUGGAGCGUGGAGCGCAAAGCGGAGCCAAACGCGGACUGCGACGUCCGACCGUUGAGGAAGUGGAACAAUCCCGUGCCCACAUCUUCAGGCCAUCCAUGUUUGGAAACACCCUCGACGAAGUGAUGGCGCUGCAGCAAGAAAGAUAUCCUCGGCGUUGUCUUCCCUGGAUCCAGACGACGCUGUCGGAAGCGGUCCUGCGGCUCAACGGAGCGCAGACCGAGGGAAUUUUCAGGGUGCCGGGAGACAUCGACGAGGUCAACGCUCUCAAGGUCAGGAUGGACCAGUGGCAGGCAGUCGACAGCGCGGAUCCGCACGUUCCGGCUUCCCUGCUCAAACUGUGGUACCGCGAGUUGCACGAACCGCUAAUUCCGACGGCGUUCUACGAGGAGUGCAUCGAGAACUGCAACAACCCCCAGGUGGCGCUGUCUGUCGUGCGCCGUCUGCCAGAGAUAAACCGCUACGUUCUCGCGUACCUCGUGCGCUUCCUGCAGGUCUUUGCGGCGCCCGAAAACGCCGCGGUCACAAAGAUGGACUCGAGCAACCUGGCGAUGGUGAUGGCGCCGAACUGCCUGCGGUGCACGUCGGACGACCCUCAGGUCAUCUUCGACAACACUCGAAAGGAGAUGGCGUUUGUUAGGAUUCUCAUACAGACUCUCGACACAAAGUUUAUGGAAGGACUGCUAUGACCCGUCAGCUCGGCAGGAACGCUCUAGUCGUAAAACGCUUGUGUUCGUCACGGUCGUAGCCAUUUUGACCCGUACGAUGCCAAAAUGACGGAUGUCCCGUCGUGGAGACAGGCAUAGUGUGGUUUACUGCACAAGGACUCUGAUAAUUGUGCAUUUAAUUCUAGCCUGUUCGUUACACUUACGAUAGUUGACACUUGAAUGCAGAUUUAAGCUUAUCUUAAAGAGAGGGUAUAUUGUCCUUGGCAGAGAGUGCCAUUGUGUCGCGUUAAAAAGUAGGGUUAUGUUAAGAACUGCUUGUCGGCACUAACCUUCAUUACAGAGCACGAACAAAGAUGCUUGUCACUACCUUGUUAGAGCUGAGAGGUUUGUACAUCUUUUAUUAGAUAGUUUUAAAAUAAUACAAAGAGAUUGAUUAAAUAUUGACAACAGUACUUUUGCUAUUGAAGUAUUUAUUCUGUAACGCUCUCCUGUUUCUGCAGUUCGGUUUAGUGGCAAUAAAGAGAUGCCGUGAGCA